Messenger RNA from Perca flavescens (yellow perch), 1318 nucleotides. RefSeq names its product stathmin-like 4, like (gene stmn4l). The transcript has 7 exons. The record is from RefSeq and is a predicted model, not a curated record. Bases 208 to 756 code for a protein of 182 amino acids. Gene Ontology annotation, cellular component: cytoplasm; neuron projection. Gene Ontology annotation, biological process: microtubule depolymerization; neuron projection development; regulation of microtubule polymerization or depolymerization. Lineage: Eukaryota; Metazoa; Chordata; Actinopteri; Perciformes; Percidae. Gene Ontology annotation, molecular function: tubulin binding.
UGCCUCUGCUGGACCAAUUGCAGCCCAGCAUCUCUGCCGGCCAAUCGGAGCGCUCCCGGGUGAUGUCAUGCAGCAGGCUGCUGUUUUGAUGCCGAUGCUGCCGAGCUGCGGAGCUUCAGAGUGAACAGCGAGAGCGCCGAGCAUCACUGCAGGGAACAGACUCUACCUCACCACAGUGUCUUUGACAGAAAACAGACCAACGGCAGGAUGACUCUAGCAGCGUACAGAGAGAAGAUGCGGGAGCUCCCCCUGGUGUCUCUCUUCUGCUCCUGCAUCCUCCCCCGACCCAAACACACCACAGAAGAAGACGAGAAAAAAGCCGACGUGGUGGACUUGAACCUCUGCAGCAUCCGGGACAUGGAGGUGAUCGAGCUGAGCAAGCGUGCGAGUGGCCAGGCCUUCGAGGUCAUCCUGAAGCCGCCCACAUUCGAUGGUGGCCCCGAGCUCAGGGCGACCACGCCGCCGCGCGGGAAGCCCUCGCUGGAGGAGAUCCAGAAGAAACUGGACGCCGCCCAGGAGAGGAGGAAGUGUCAGGAGGCGGAGCUGCUGAAGCAUCUCGCCGAGCGGAGGGAGCACGAGCGUGAAGUGGCUCAGAAAGCUCUGACCAAAGAGCGCCAGGAGCAUCGCGCCGACGCUGACAAGCAGCAGCGGCAGAUGCACCUGAACGCCUCGCCGGAGAGACAGCAGAUGCACCUGAACGCCUCGCCGGAGAGACAGCAGCAGGAGGAGGACAAGCACAGUGUGGAGGUGUCCUGAUGGCCUGAUCACAACACAAGCUGAACUUUAUCUGGAAGCCAUUUUGGAGGCUGACGAGGAGAGGAUUGGUGCGCUGGCGAACCGGCACUGCUCCGACCAACUGGGAGACAGACGGGAAGAGACGCUGAAAAGAGUGAGAGAAGAAGAAAAACAGGGGACUGAGGGGCGAGUUUAACUUCCUCUCUACAACCAGGACUCUUCUUAAACCAGAUAAACUCUUUAAAAUGAGAAAAAAAACUGUCUGAGAGGCGCUUGCAGAUUCAGUCAUCUUUCGAUGGUUCACGGGGCGUAUUACUGUGCUUUGUUGCUAUGCCAACAGUGCCGAUGUGUUCGUGUGCGUGCGAUUGUUUUAUCGAGGAAACGAAAGUCUUCUGUAAAGUGUGAAAAGUUGGACCCGACCAGACCAAACCUGAAAGAGAAAACCGGACCUGAACCCAACGCAAAUGCUUCUAAAAAAGGUUGUUUUGGGUCAAGACUGAGGCUCCAUUUACACCGCUAUGUUUUGGUUAAAAAGGAAUUUCUUCUGCUACGUUUCCCCCUCUCAUUCCCCAUGCUCGGGUGU